This is a messenger RNA of Taeniopygia guttata (zebra finch), 9377 nucleotides long. RefSeq names its product family with sequence similarity 171 member B (gene FAM171B). The record is from RefSeq and is a predicted model, not a curated record. NCBI's taxonomy places the organism in Eukaryota, Metazoa, Chordata, Aves, Passeriformes, Estrildidae.
ACGUCCGUGGGCGGGCGGGCGAGCGGAGCCGCCGCAGAGCCGCCGCCGGGGCCGCGGUUGCGGAGCGCUGCGCCGGCCUCCCGCAAUAUGCCUCCGCUGCCCCCGGGCUGCUCGCCAUGCCGGGCACCUGCGGGCGCCUCUCCGCGCUGCUCCCGGGGCUGGCGGCCGCGCUGCUGCCCGCGCUGCUGGUGCUGAUGAUGGGGCGGCCGCCCCCCGCCGCCGCCGCCACCCGCCCGCAGCAGCAGCGAGCGGCGCUGCCCGGGGGCGCCCCCGCCGCGGCAUCAGGUACCGAACCCUUCCCCGCAUCAGGAUCUGUUUUCACCCUGAAAGUUCAAGUAAAUGACAUCAUCAGCCACCAGUACCUGCCACAAGCCGUGGUAGAGGUAUUUGUUAACUACACCCAGACAAAUUCCACUCUUACUGGGAACAAUGGAGCAGUGUUGGUAAAAGUCCCCUACAAAUUAGGAUUAAGUUUAACUAUUGUCUCAUACAAGGAUGGCUACCUGCUGACACCUUUGCCUUGGAAGACUGCAAGAAUGCCAAUAUACUCAUCCGUGACGCUCUCAUUAUUCCCACAAAGUCAAGCUAAUAUAUGGCUGUUUGAAGAUACUGUCUUAAUUACUGGAAAACUGUCUGAUGCCAAAUCUCAACCGAGUGUUCAGUUUCCAAAAUCUUUAAUGAAGCUUCCAGCAAAUCAUUUUGCAAAUGUUACAGCCUAUCUGACAGUUCCAGAGCAAUUUCUGAAAGUAGACAGCUUUCUCUAUACAACAGGAAUUAUUCUAAAUAAAUCAGGUUUCAAAAGCAUGGAAUUAACUCCUCUUGCUGCCAUAUGUGUAAAUGUUCUUUUGGCUGGGAAAGAACUGAAUGUAAAGGGUCCCAUUCAGGUUACACUUCCUCUUCCCACAACUACUGUAAAAUCAGGAGAUGCUGUACCUGCCUGGACAUUUGAUAUGAAAAUUGGUGCUUGGGUAAACCGUGGGCUAGGAAUGGUGAAGGAAGUGGAUGGCCAGUUAGUAUGGACAUACACUGCCCAGCACUUGGGCUACUGGAUAGCAGCUCCACUGCCUGGAACAAGAGAAUCCAUUAUCAGUGCUGUUUCCAAGGACAUAACAGCCUAUCACACCGUGUUCCUUACGGCCAUACUGGGAGGAACAGUUGUCAUUAUCAUUGGAUUUUUUGCUGUUCUUCUUUGUUACUGCAGGGAUAAAUGUCGUCGGACACAGAAGAAGGAAAAAAACUCAACCAAGCUGGAGGUCAUAAAAAAAGACCAGACAACAUCAACAACUCACAUAAAUCACAUCAGUGCUGUCAAAGGGUCUUUAAAGCUAGAGGAUAAGUCACAGUUAUAUACACCGAAGAUUUCUUCAUACAGCCCUCAAAGGAGGCUGUCCAUAGACACAGAAGAUGGAAAAUCACAAGACAAUUUUAAAAUCUACUCAGAGGAUGCUUCUUAUCAGUCGUCCUGUCAGACUGGUCAGGCAGGAAAUUCAGCCCAUUCAGUGGAGCCUAAUGCUGGAAUGAGGCUUUUACAGCAGCCAAAGCACAGUAACAGUACCAUUUCCCAGGCUCCUAGGGACAUUCCAGACCAAAACAGGUACCUUUCCCUGAAAGAGGAGAUGUAUGGGCUUUCCCAUAUCCCAGAACAUCUAAUGCAUAUUUACAAUCAGCCUAUUGCUAUUCUUCAAACCUCAGACCUUUUCCACUCCCCAGAGCAACUGCAUCCUGCUAAAUCAGCAACUUUGCCAAGGAAAGGGCAGCUGGUGUAUGGCCCCAUGAUGGAACCCAUGAAUCGUGACAGUUACAUGCAAACGCUCCCCAAAAUGCCAGUGCACUCUCAUCCCCAGCCUUCUGCCUGCAGAGAUGAGAGCAGUGCCCUGGAUGGUGAAGAGGGCUUAUCUUCCCAAGCAUCCAACUGGGGCCGGUACACCAACAGCUUACUGGAAUCUGUCUCUGUUCCUGGGACACUGAAUGAAGCAGUUGUAAUGACUCCGUUUUCAUCUGAACUUCAAGGGAUUUCAGAGCAAACCUUGCUGGAGCUCUCUAAAGGAAAACCAUCUCCACAUCCUCGAGCAUGGUUUGUGUCCCUGGAUGGAAAGCCAAUUGCUCAAGUGAGGCAUUCUUUCAUUGAUCUGAAAAAGGGCAAAAAAACUGAGAGUAAUGAUACUAGUCUGGACUCUGGUGUGGACAUGAAUGAGCAUCACCCUAACAGGAAACUGGAGAGAGAGAAAACUUUCAUUAAAAGUAUGCCACAUUCUAAAAUUCUUUACUUGGAAGAUCUGGAUCUGAGUGGCAGUGAAAGUGGGACCACUGUUUGCACUCCAGAGGACCAGGCUGUGAGACACAUUAUGGAAGGAGGGACUGGGCCAGUCUUAGAACAACAUAAUGAGGAAGGUCUAAGGAAAAAAUCUCUACCGGGAAGUCAUGAAUCUGGUAUCCCUUCUGCUAAAAAAAGGGAUAGACCACCUCUCAUGAAAAGAGAUAGCAAAACCAAUAUCUGGAAGAAAAGAGAGGAGAGGCCGCUUAUUCCUAUAAAUUAAAACACAAUGUGCUUUGUGCUGUUGCUCUCCCUGCUGGUUGUUGAUCUCUUGCCUGCUUCUGUAAUUCUGCAGUGUUUGGUUUACAAGGGAAAUGUUGUUUUCUAGUAUCAAGAAAAGUUUCAUUUUUUAACAUACAGAUUGAGUUACCAAACUUCAGCUGGGCAAUUGAUAUUCCAUGUGAAUUGAAAACAGGGAAAUGCUACUAUUAAACUUUUCCACUUCCUAAUUUUACUGGCAGUAUGAGGAAGGCCCACAUUUUACUUAGCCUGUCAUUCUUGGACACACUUUUGGGAAUGCACAGUGAGAAAUGUAGGCACAUGAUUUAAUUUUUUUGUACUUGUUGCUAAUGCAAUGGUAGCCUAGUUAAAGCCAUUCCUAGCCUUGUUCCUAAUCAACAUGACCAUCUGUACAGUAUUUUAUAUGUGAACUUUUCUAGCUAUCUGUUACUACUUCUUUGUAUAAUGUGAAAUGUUUCAUUCGUUGGUCCCACGACACCAGCAGAUGAGCUCUGCUGGAUUUAUCAGCAGAGCUCUAGAGCAUUACUGCCCUCCCUGUGUGCCCAUCCAUGUGCAAUUCCAUACAACACUGGGGGAAGGGUACAAGUGUGGCCGCUGCAGUUCAUGGUCUCCACCAUCUUGAGGUGUUGCCCAUCUGCUUUGUUUAAUUCUGCUUUAUUAUGGCCCAUGGAUCUUGAAGACUGUCAUGGGCUAUGAAGGGUUCAUGUCCAGCAAAAAAGGACUGGUUCUGGUAGCAUUUGGAGCUGCCCCACUCCUGAUCCCAGUGUCUUGUUUUGGCUUCUUUGUCUGUGAAAAUCUUCUCUUCUGUAUGCUGUUGGGCCAGCUGUGCUCCAGAAUAUAGCCUUGAAUCUCUGCCUAUUUCUAAGUGAGAGUUUGGCCCAAGAUGAAGAAGUGUGCAAGAUUAGACAAAUUAUGCCUUGGAAAGAGUUUCUUGAGCAGGAAAUCUUGGCACCGUUGCUUUUUGUUUUAUGUUUAAAACAAUGGGAGAUCAUUUGAGGUUUUUGUGCCUACAUUUUGCCAGCCUGAGCUGCUUUUGUAUAGGUUUGCAGAGGAGUUAAACAGGCUUUAGAAGUUGGGGGGGAGGUUAUGAGCAUGAGACAGCAGAUUGCAAAAAUUUGGUCUAUAAUGCAAUAUAAAUACUAUUUAUGACUCAUCUUAGAGUUAAAUUUACCAAAAGUCAUGAAUGCAUGAAUUGUAACUAAGAUAUGUAUAGAGGAAGGAAAGGCCAUCAGAAUAUUCUUUAAUUUUAAUGUUCAUCUUGUCAAAGUGAUCAUUUCAACUUUGGCUAACAGAAAAAUGGAUGCAUCUCUUAAUGUGCUUCAUAUAGUAAACAGAAUGUAUUUCUGUGGUUUUGAGGCUGUUUCCCUGAUGAAAUAAGUUCCAGCAUUUUGGCUUUGGCAGUUUGAUUAUAAAUCAUUCUAAAAGGCUUUAUAAAUAUUUCCCUUAAAGCUUGGUUAAGGGUCUGUACCAAGACCCAAACAUACAAUGCCUUUAUUUGAAUUGUGAUGUGAAAGAACCUCAGUUUUCUGCCCUGUAGUACACUCAAGAGUUGGGAAGUAUCCUAUGCAGCUGGGCUUCUGGGAAUAUUUACUCAGGAAAUAUUACUGUGAAAUAUGUCUGUUGUGUUGGGAUUGUCAGUUGUUUGGUGCUGUUUCUAGAACAAUAUGGACGGUAACCAGGAUGGUACCAGCGAUGCAUCAGUCCAUACUGAGCAUUUGCUUCAUGAACAAAAUGUUCCUAUUGAGUUCACAAGUAUGAAAGUGCAAAUUAAGUUUGAGAUAGGUGUGUGUGUGUGGUAGGUUGACCUUGGCUGGAUGUCAGGUGCCCAUCAAGCUGCUCUAUUGUUCCCCUUUCCCAGGUGGACAGGGGAGAGAAAAUAAGAUGGAAGACAACUCCUGGAUUGAGAUAAAGCAGUUUGCUAAGGCAAAAGCAAAAGUCUUCGUGUGCACAAAAAGGAAAAAAAUAGGUUUGUUCUCCACUUCUCAUCAGCAAGCAAUGUGUGACUGCUUCCUGGGAAGCAGGGUUUCAACACAUGUAGUAGUAGUUGCUCCAGAAGGCAAACCUAGUAAGUAACAAAUGCCCCCACUUCACCCUCCUUUCCUUAGCUUUUAUGAGCUGAUGUCAGAUGGUAUGGAAUAUCCCUUUGGUUAAUUUGGGUCAGCUGGCUUAGUUGUGUCCCCUGCCAGGAUCUUGUCCACCCCCAGGCUGCUGGUUGGCAGGGAAUGUUGAGAGCACUGAUGCUGUGCCAGCCUUGACCAGCAGUAGCAGCCGAAACACUGGUGUGUUAUCAGCACUUUCCAGCUCCCAAUACAAGGCACAGCACUGGGAAGGCUGCUAUGGGGAAUGGACUCCAGCUCAGCCACACCAAAUAUCUAUGGGCAUCACCAUCACAGCUGGGAAUAUCAACUCCUGUGCCUGGAGCACCUCCUUCCCCUCCUUCAGCACUGACCUUGGUGUCUGUAGAGUUGUUCCUCUUACAUGUUUUCACCCUGCUCUUCUCUGGCCACAAUUAUGUCUGCACAAAAACUUCUUUUCCUUCUCAAAUCUAUUAUCACAGAGGUGUCACCAUCAUUUCUGACUGGCCCAGCCUUGGUCAGCAGCAGCUCUGUCUGGGAGCUGCUGGCAUUGGCUCUGCUGGGCAUCAUGGAAGCUUCUGGCAGCCCCUCACCCAUGUAGAACCCCCCACCAUCAAAACCUGAUCACCCAAACCCAAUACAUAUGGUGGAGUAACUGUGCCUGCAACCCAUGGAGUGCAGAUAUCCACCUGCAGCCUGUGGAGGAUGCCUGAACGAGACUCUGAACCCAUGGGAAAGCUUUGCUGCUGCAAACUCCUGGCAGGACCUGUGGAGACAAGAGGUUUCCUGGUAGUACCUAUGGGGGACUCAUGCUGGAGGCAGGCUGUGCCUGAAGGACAGCACCCUGUGGAAGAGUGAGCCAUGUUCGAGCAGUUUGUGGAGAACUGUUGCCCUUGAGAAGGACUCAACUUGGAGAAGUUUAUGGAGAGCAGCCUCCUGUGGGAGAGCCCUGCGCUGGAGCAGGGGAAGGACUUCUGGCCUUAAGCAGUGGCAGAAACCACACAUGGUGGAACUGACCCGUUCCCGUCUCAGAAACCACACGUGGUGGAACUGACCCGUUCCCAUCUCAGAAACCACACGUGGUGGAACUGACCCGUUCCCAUCUCAGAAACCACACGUGGUGGAACUGACCCGUUCCUGUCUCCCUGUGUCACUGCAGGGAGGAAGUAGAGCUGGGAAGGAGGGUGGGGUGGGGGGAAGGUGUUUCUAAGAUUUAUUUGUCAUUAUCCUGCUCUGGUUUUGUCAAUAAUAAAUUCAGUUAAUAACCCCAAGGUGAGUGAGUCUGUUUUGCCUGUGACAGUAUUGAGUGAGUGAUCUCUCCUUGCCUCAAUUCAGGAACCUUUCAUUGGAUUUUCUCUCCUCUGUCCACUUUGAGGAAGGGAUUGGUAAGAGUGGCUUUGGUGGGUGCCUGGCAUCUAGGCAGGGCCAAACCACUACAGUGUGCAAAUAAGUCUGUAAUUAAAUUGGCCUCAAUAACCUAAAAGGAGUUUAAUUAUGAUUCAUCUAUUUCAGGUGUGAAGAUGGCUUGUCAUAUUAGCAUGCCUUUGGUUCUCUUUCUAGGUAACAGGAAAUUUGUUUUCCAAUACCAAAUAUAUUUUCACUAGAACUUUUUUUUUUUAAUGUACCGUUGUAUUGGAUUUUUAAAUAUGACUUUCUAGGCUCAGAUAUUGACCAUUUCAUCCUUUGCUUUGUUGUAUACAUUAGUAGGAAUCAAUUUGUAUGUGCACAUUUCUUCUGAAAGCUGCCCUCGAGGAUCAAUAUUGCCCUGUUUGCAGAGUUGCAUUGGUUCUGAUAGCUCCCUUUUCAAAAAGAGAUUAUUAGACAUUCUGUUGAACAUAAUAGAAGAUCCCUGACAAGCUAAUGGUUUUGAGGAAUUAACAUUAAGUCCAUAAGUCUUUACUUGAAAUUUUGGUCACUUACAGUAAUAUUUCAGAUUUUUAAAUGCAUUUUUCAUUGUAUAUACUAAAAAGACCUAAUUCCUCAAACUUAUUUGUAUCAUAAAAAAAUACAGACUACUAUAAAUGGCUUUAUUUGCAUGAGUUCAAAGGAAACAAGUUUGGCACUCCAUUGUUCUCUUUCUCUGGCAGACUAGAUAUCCAGUCGUCAAAGAAAAAGGAUUAUAAAUCCAACUCUAAAAUUAUUAUGAUUAUUAUUUAUAUUAAUACAGAAUAUUUCAAAAUAUAUUAUCUCAGUCUUCAUAUUCCAGCAGUAUGUUGGAAUUUAUGCACUGGAAUAACCUGUAUUGCCUGCUAGAGAUUAGAAUUCUUUUUGGUUUUAUAUAAUUUUAAAAAAGAGUUUGACUAUUCUGAGCUCUAAAAAUUUUAAUUCCACAAAACAUUCUACAUGAUGUGUAAUGUAUGGAGAAGACAGAAUGUCACAGUGAAGUGUCACAAACUAAUGGUUUUCUAUAUUUCUCUGUAUGAUUUCAACAUAUGGAUUUUUAGGAACUACUGAAUUUAUUUUUUUAAGAUUUUUUUUUCCUGUUGGCCUUUUGUGGCAUUAACAGACUGUUAAAAUGCUGGUGCCAGAUUUAGGCCUAUACAAAAAUUAGCAAGGAAUUGUGGCACACAGCUCUUGGAAAGGCUGGGGAAACAUUCAGAGGUUUUCACUUCUUUGAAUCUGGAGGUUGCUUACCUUGAGAAUAAGAAGGAGGAAAUGUCUGUGAGCCUCUUCUAAGGAGGGGAAUGAACAGGGAAAAUUGGAAAGGGUACAGCUUCUUUCUGAUGCUGCUUUGCAAACUGAUACAUGUUUGUGCUUUGGUGGAAUAAAUUCCUUCUGAAGAACACAAAUGUUUGCAAGACUUAUGUCUCAGUUCUUCACAAGGCACUUCUUGAACGGUCAGCUUUUGCAAGGAAAGCCUUUAUUUAUGUACAUAUAGUUUUAAGUGCAAGCUCAUUGACAGUAAUUUUUAGAUUGUUACCAAAUGCUAGAUAUUAUAAAUGAAAAAUAAAGGGUGGGAGAAUCACUUAAAAAUCACAUUUGAUUAAGAGGAAAAAAGUCCUUAUAGUGCAAUCAGAAAGUAGAGCUCUGGUAUUACAAACCUGAAAGUAAAAAUUAUGUGUUGAUUAGGGGCAUUACUUACCACCAUAAAGCUGGAGGUGAUGCACCAGAAAUAAUCCAGGAUGUAGGAAUGUUUAGUCGUCUGCUUUGUUUUUAUGCAGUAAUUUGUACCAAAGAGGGUGAAAUGAACGGGCACCAGUAUAAAUUCUUGUUAGUUAAAAAGUGACAAAGUUUCACAACAUUUCUGAUCAAACACUGUGCAAAUGAAAAGGCGGUGCACUACAUCUGUUGUCUAGUGCUUUACAUUAGGAAAAUCUGGAGAUAAAUUAGCCUGCUGAAGUGCCUUUCUGUUUCAUCAAACUUAUUUUAUCAGUGGGACACCUGACUAUCUGAAAAGCACAUUAUGUUUUUAUUUUCUGUUAGCCAAAAUGCCCUCAAUUCAUACAGUUAUAUAGCUUUUAUAAUAUUUUAAGAGGCAGAUCUAGUGUUUUUUAUGUUGGAAUACUGACUUCUGCAUGUUGAUGAUGAUGGUAGUUGUUGUAAAACCUAGUUUUUGUAUUUUAUGUUUGAAAAGAAAUUUUAAAAAUAUAUCUCUAGCAAUCUGAACAGUAGUGUCUUUUAAAAAUGCUCACACGGGAUCUGAUUCAACUUUGUGUGUCAAGUGCAAGCAUCUUGAAGUCACUGGAUUUACAGGUAUGAAACUGACUGGGAUAUUAACUUUAAAAAUGAAAUUAACAUAUGUUUAUAUAUAAACACUAUGAAAAUAAUAGAAGUCCUUUUUUCAGCUGCCAACUUUGCUUGUCAGUGGCAGCAGAAAUUGUAUUGAAUGGGUACAUAAUUCUUAUUUUCUAGAACCAAUUUUUAUCUGAAUUUGGAGCCUAACCUGCAUUGUUUUUAAUAGCUUUUUAUUUUUUUUUAAUUCAGUGGUAUUAUGAAAAUACAGUACUAUGCCUAUGAAGUUAAAGAUGAGCAUUCUUUUAUAGGAAUUUGUACUAAUUUGUGCCACACUUCUAAAAGUAGGUAGCUACAUUUGCAUUAAAGAAUCUAUAUGAAAGGUGGUUUAAAUGACUUGAAUCUGAGCUUUGUUUUCUUUUAAAAGCAGUAUUUAUUUUGUUCUGAAAAAAUAAAAAGCUUCAGUUUUUUUUUAAGACUGGCAGGGCGAAACUGUCAUUUCUUGUCAUGCUAGCACUCUCACCCUGAAAACUGUUUCACCAAAUGAUUUUUUUCAGUCAGUUUUAGGACUUACUGAACAUUCCUAUAUUCCUCCUCCCCAAAAUAUCCUGGUACUUUAUUCCCCAGGUAACUGAUUUAGUUCCUUUGAAGCACUUGUUGCACUUCAGUCCACGUUAGAACAGUGCUAUUUUUACAUGUCACUGUGUAGAAAGGCAGUUUUUAGUGCUCAUUAGAGCAUGUUACUCAUACAAAGCCUGGCUCUGGAUGUUGCAAGGCAGGUGAAAUCAUGGCACUGGCUGUGCUCACCACCUUGAAUUCAGGAGCCUCUUAUUCAACAAACGCUUCGUGACCUCGGCAAUUAUUUUCAAAAACUCUCUAGUAUGGAUAUUGUUUGUGUAAAACAUUCUUGAUAUUCAGCAUCCUGGUUUUAAGUAUUUCUACCUUUUUAUAUUUUGUCAGAGGUGUCUUUUCAUCUCUGUAUUUACUACAGUAUCAGUGUAUCUGUUGCUGAAAAUGUAACUAAGGUUUGUAAAAUGUUACAGCUUAUGCAAUAUAAUAAAAAUUUGAAAAAGUUA